AACAGGUUCAGAUUUCAUCGCUGAAACUACAGCCAUGUGGCUUGGUCAUUUAGAGUCAUUAGCUCUAAACAUCUUUGAUCAAAUAUCCCAAGACAGUGGAUUGAGGGAUUGCACCCUUGUAUCCAAUGUUCCGAUUCAGCUCCCGGGGUCGAGCUUCAUCUCAAUAGAUCCUACUACCUCUGAUGAAGAACUUUCUAAAAUGGCCGACUUCAUCCAUAAGACCACGUGGUGUGUGGUGGCGAUCAUCCAUCUUGGGCUCAAUAUAAAAUUUCCUAUUGCCAAUGUGAAAACAUUGACUGAGCGAAAUGUUCAUUCAAGUGUUUUCUUUAUUGGAAGUAUUUUAAGCUCAGACUUAGCAAAGUGGAAUAAACCCGCCAUGGUUAUUGAGCCACCAUCAAAUCGUCGGCAAAGUUACCCUGUUCAUGUUUAUUGUGGGCGACAUGAGUCAAGUUACUGGACUUUCAAUGAUAAUUAUUGGAGCAUGGAUAAAGGGUUUGUUCAUCCGUUUGGUUUGAGGGGUGAAAGGUGUCAUCAUAUUUUGUUCAAUCAAACCUUCAAAGUGGCUCAUUUCGGGCUGAUGCCCAAUGUCUUUUACGAUAAAAGCGAUAAUUCUGUGACGGGGACAGAUAUCGAGGCCGUAAAACUAUUGGCGGAAAAAUUCAAGAUGACGUUGGAAUUACGGACUGGAUUAGUGGAAAUCACAGCCACAACGGCUGAUCCCAAUGCCACCCAUGUACUAGCCAAGGUUUAUAGAGGCGAAUUUCAGGGUGUCAUUCCAGGAUUGCAAUUUUACUACAAUAGCGUUUUCUUUGACCUAUCCAAUUACAUUUUAUUCUCCCAAUUGCGCUAUACGAGUCGAGUACCUCAAAAGACGGUGACAUUUGGAAACGUGGCUAGAGGAUUCGACACUUGGAGUUGGCUAGCCGUGUUCAUUACUUUGGGCAGCUUUUCUGCCACCUUCCAAUUGAUAUAUUACGUUUAUAAAUACAAGAUGAAAGAUGCAACCUUAUAUAAAAACCCCGGGAACCCAAUUGAUUUCUUCUUAUUGACUUUUACCACUUUCGUCGAACCAGAUAAACUGAAGUGGUUUCCAUCUUGGUCCACAGGUAAAUUUGCAACCCUUUUGUGGUCCAUCUUUGCCCUCCUUGUGGUGAGCUUUUAUACCUCCAAUCUCCGAACGAACUUGAUAGCUCCGAAUUUCGAGCCAGAGAUCAACAGCCAUGAAGACAUCCUCAAAUAUGAUAAGAUCGUUCAUGUUGAUAAUAUAUUGAUAUUUCUUUUGGAACUGCGGGUUUCGCCGUCUUUUGAUGAGGUACUUCGUAUAGUUAAAGAAAAGGAAAGAUGGUACACACCGGUUGUGGCUCGAGAAAUUUUGGAACCGCAUAUUAAGAAAGCCGUGUUGGAAAAUGGAGAUAUUUUUGUGGCCACUGAGCAAAAUAUCCUUUACACUUAUUUGUUCGAGCAGGAUUUGGGAUUCCCCAACCUCAGGAUUUCGGACGACAGCUUGGUCAAUUUUUACAUGUGUCUUCGCCUCACCAAAUACUCACCUUUCACUCCGGACGUCAAUAGAAUGUUGACUACAUACCAAGAAUUUGGGUUAUCAAAGAGGAUUUUGAACAAGCCCAUUCCAAUCAUAGCCCUACCAUCGACGGAAUCUAGCGCCCAAUAUGAGUCAUCAGAAAAUUUGAAGAUGAGCAUGGAAAUGUUGUGGACGCCAAUUAUUCUCUUGGCAUCUGGAUCCAUGUUGGGCUUGGCAGUUUUUAUCGUUGAAAUUGUACUAGGUUCAAUCUCUUAAAAAUGAAUGGGAAGUGCUUGAUUUUUUGCAUAUUAAUCAGUUGGAUGCACAUCACUUUACCCAGAUGAUUCUAGUUGGUCUUAAAAUGCAACAGCAAUAAAUGUUCGU
Molecule: messenger RNA, 1903 nt
Organism: Tigriopus californicus
Lineage: Eukaryota; Metazoa; Arthropoda; Copepoda; Harpacticoida; Harpacticidae
Exons: 4
Coding region: 35-1795 (586 amino acids)
Cellular component (GO): membrane
Molecular function (GO): ligand-gated monoatomic ion channel activity
Source: RefSeq, a predicted model, not a curated record